This is a messenger RNA of Cuscuta epithymum, 1082 nucleotides long. Lineage: Eukaryota; Viridiplantae; Streptophyta; Magnoliopsida; Solanales; Convolvulaceae. The record is from the annotation of a GenBank genome assembly.
UUUUAAUUAUGAAUUUUAGUUUCAUUUCAUAUGUCCAGCAAUCGCUACGAUGCCUAAUGCUUGCGCUCUCAGUUUGUUCACCUUCUCGCCAAUCGCACCAUUCAAAGAACCAAUACCCUCUUCUUCAUUCACUCGAUUCUCCUUUCUGUCUUUCCCGAAAUCGCUUGGCGGAUCGCCAACCCGUUUGUUCCGAAUUGCAGUCAAUGCAUCCGGGUCGGACAAUUUCAUCACCGACGAUGCGUUCGGGGAUUAUCCUUGGGAUUCCUCCGGUUCUUCGGAUCCUUCGGUGCAAUGGGUACAAGAGGAUAAAGUCACCCUGUUCACCACUGAUGGGCUGAUACAAAUAGGUGGGAAUUUCGUCCCACAACGUAUUUCAGAUAAGAAGAGAGGAAAAGUGAAAAUAGCCAAAAGAGUACAACGGUACAAAGAGAGUGAUUACAUGGAUCCACAUCAAGUCCUCUGUUUGGGUUCACUUUUUGAUAUUGCAGCAACAAAUGGUCUUGACAUGGGCAGAAAGCUAUGUAUUCUGGGAUUUUGCCGUUCUGUUGAGAUGCUGAGUGAUGUUGUGGAGGACAUAGUACUGGAACAAGGUGGUGAGGUCGUUUGUGCAGAAAAAGGAAGCAAUGAUGGCGGCUUGAAUGAAAGGCUAACGAUGACAGUUUCUGUUCCAUUUCUUUGGGGGGUCCCUCCUGCUUCUGAAACACUCCGGGUUGCCAUCCGAAUUGGUGGUGGCAUCGUGGAGAAAGUUUAUUGGCGAUGGGAUUUCCUAUAAAUUAUUAUGUAACACUACAAUUUCUAAUGCCAGUGUUGUGUGUAUAGUAUGUAUUCGUGUGCGCCUCCCUGCACAAAAUAACCCCCACUCCCAUGCAUCCAUCACCCGUGUGGAAAUAAAGUUGAGGGGAGUUUAAGUAACGCCAAAAAAAUAUCUACAGAACUUGACUCCAGUCAACUGCGUACCUUCUGUAUUGACAUUCUCUUCAUUGUUUUUGAUAUAUCCUCACGCACCGAGUGUUGAAAAUAACUUUCCUCCUAUUCCACAUUUCGGCCGUCAGUCUUUUUCUCAGCAUGCAUGUGGGAGGCCU